Messenger RNA from Glossina fuscipes, 3404 nucleotides. RefSeq lists its product as uncharacterized. Bases 170 to 2971 code for a protein of 933 amino acids. The record is from RefSeq and is a predicted model, not a curated record. Lineage: Eukaryota; Metazoa; Arthropoda; Insecta; Diptera; Glossinidae. The transcript has a single exon. Gene Ontology annotation, molecular function: protein binding.
UUUUAAAGACAUCAUCAUCGUUCAUACACAAUUAAAAAAUAGUAUGAGAACUUAAAAUGAACUUUUUAUUGUUUGGUAACAGCUUGGCUGCAAAGCUUCGCCUAUCUUAAUCAAUUUGCAUUUAGAUAAGUCGUUGAAUGAUAAAGAAUAUCGCAUUCCUGUAACAGAAAUGAUGAUGAAAGUCUUAAAUAUGACUUUCAUAUUGCAACUGCUGGCGUUAAAUCUAACGCCUACAGUCUUGGCGACGCAUUAUAAUCGCGCUCAUAAACUGAAACCGUAUGCGGGUGGUGCGCAGCAAUCGCCGAAAAUAACUCCUUCGUAUCCCACCGAUUCGAAUGUGUAUGUGUCACAUGCCCGCCCCCCGUACCGAAAAAAUCAAGUUCAACAGUACACGAGCAUUGCGAAUACGAAUGCGAAUCCAAAUGGUAGUCCGAAUGGACUUUAUGCUAUCAUUGACGCUCAGUCAUUAUCUGAUGAAUACAUGGAUCCAUUUCAAGAACCUUCGUUGACAUCUUCUUCGUCGUCGUCGUCGUCGUCGUCGGCGGCUGACAAUACCUUAAUUGUUAGUCAUCAACAGAUGAGUACUUGUCAAACGGUAUGCGCCUGCAAGUGGAAAGGUGGUAAGCAGACGGUAGAAUGCAUUGAUCGCUUGCUUAUCAAGAUACCGGAUAAUAUUGAUCCCUCCACGCAAGUGCUGGACAUGUCGGGUAAUAAGCUGCAUACGCUUCUGAAUGAGCAAUUCGUACGCGUUAAUCUCCUAAAUUUGCAAAAGUUGUAUUUACGUAGUUGCAAAAUCGAACAUAUCGAACCGCAUACAUUCAAAGGCUUGACCAAUUUGGUCGAGCUAGAUUUGUCGCACAAUUUGUUGAUGGCCGUGCCCUCAAUGGCUUUGGGUUAUAUAUCGUCGUUACGCGACUUAACAUUGUCGUCGAAUCGUAUCCAUAAAAUCGAAUCAAAGGCGUUUGCCGAUACUCCUGCACUUCAUAAGUUGGAUUUGUCACAUUGCGAUAUACAACUGGUCGCUCCGCAGGCUUUCGAAGGCUUACAUGGUCUCACUUUGUUGCGUUUGAAUGGUAAUAAAUUGAGUGAAUUAGUUCCAAAGACAAUCGAAACCUUAAGUCGUUUGCAUGGGAUUGAAUUGCACGAUAAUCCUUGGAUGUGUGACUGCCGUUUGCGUGACGCAAAACUUUGGCUUAUGGAAAAGAAUAUACCGUAUCCUGUAGCGCCGGCCUGCGCAGGAGGCCCGGAGAGGGUAAUUGAUCAAACAUUCAAUGAACUGAGUGUCAAUGAUUUUGCCUGUAAACCAGAAAUGUUGCCGGUUGGUCAUUACGUAGAGACAACUAUGGGAGAGAAUGCGUCUAUGUCAUGUCGAGCUAAGGCCAUACCUGAACCUCACGUUAGCUGGUAUUGGAACGGUCGUCUAUUGUCAAAUAAUACCGCCUUUAGCUCCCAUCAGAGACUACACAUUUUAGAACAUGGUGGCUUUGAAAAAAUAUCGCGUUUGAUUUUAACGAAUGCGCAGGAUAUCGAUUCCAGCGAGUUUUACUGUGUGGCCGAGAAUAGGGCCGGAUCUGCCGAAUCAAAUUUCACUUUACAUGUACGAAUGCGGGCCGCCGGUAUGGCUUCUCUUGGUAGCGGGCAAAUCGUGGGUUUGAGCGCUGCUCUUGUCGUUCUCAUAAUUUUCGUUUUGUUCUUUGUCUUGUUUUUGCUGCUGCGCCUGAAACGAGAACCUUAUACCGCCACGAAAACGCCCAAUCACCUUGAAGUCAUAACGAGUAUUAAUCACCAAAAUAUGAUUAUAAAUAAAACUCAACCAUUAUCAAUGAAUGGAAGUACGAGUGGGACAUUAUCGAAUGGCUUGGACUCUAAAAAUAGCUUAGAUGAUGUAAGGGAUGGAGUAGAGAAAGAAAAUGCCGCUGGCACGUGUGCCAACCCACUACAGAAGCCACCCCGUCUAACGGACAUGACGUACGCUACUAAUAGUUAUGAUAAAGGUGCUGGGAGCAUACUUGCUACAGCGUCUUGCUUCAUUUCACCGACAACUUCGACGGGUAAUAAUCCUGAUUUGAUAAACGAUACUAAACGUUUUGAAAGCGAAGAGUUUUCUGAUUUGAAAAUCUCAACCAAUCUAACGAAGCAACUGAUCGCGGAAUUCGCCAGCAUUGCUAAUAGUGGUGAUUAUAAAAGAGCAGGUGGUUGUGAUUCAUUAUACCCCUCGGGUUUGUGGGAGAACGUGCCAUCCGUUGGAUGUACUUCAUCAGCUGAUGACUUAUUUCUGCGCCAUUACACUGACAAAACGCCUAUCAUGGAAACGCAUCAGUUGUACGAUAUACAGGACAACACUUCGAGUAGCGAGAAUUUCAGCAAAACUUUCCCGCGAACAAAUUUCAAUCACAAUCCAUUGGUUACGGAGGAUGGUGUUAACAUGAAUACGAAUUCUCCUUCGUCGGCUAUGUUUUUGCGUGGAUCCGACUCAACAGCAUCAACCACAACCACAAACCUAUCCAAUUCGGGAUCAGGCAUAAUGGGUGGCUAUCCCCAUGACUAUGGUCUGCCCCUAGUACCGGGAGCUGAACUGCAACAUAACCAUCAUUUGCAAAUACAUCCUUUGCAAAAACAGUUGGCAAGUGGUACUUUGGGGCGGGGAGCUAAUGUUAAUAAUUUCAGUAGAGUAACAAUAAACAACAGUAUGUCACCGUUCACAAGUCGCACUUUACCGCGUCAGAAAGCCAAUGUAACUGUCGAUAGUUUAAAUAGUUCAAGAUCCUCACCUGUACAUACAAAUGGCAUUGCUACAAUGUCUCCGGCCCAAACGAACACGCAGACAUUGAAUGCGAAAACGAUACGAGUUUGGCAAAAAGGAGGAGUGCCCGUCUUACCACCUGUUUCGGCAUUAAAGCGAGCACUGAUCAGUAAUAGUCGCAACUCACCUGAUGAAGGCUAUCAAGAAGGUUGCGGCACCGACGUAUAAGUAUUUAAAUAUGCUUUACAGAGGAAAGAAUAAAAUUUGUGAAGAUAAUAUAAACGCAUAUGUACAUAUUUUGCAUAUCCGCCUGACUGAAUUUAAAUUGAAUCUAAUUAAACUCUGAAUUAUGUAUGCACAGGUAUAUGUGAACAACAAAAAAAAGCAGACAUUCUUAAAUUAAAAAGUCUGUACGCGAGCGAUAGCCGUCAUAUACAAAAGUUCAAACUGAACGAACUAUAUAUGCAUAUAUACGUAGAGUAUUGGAAAGUUGCUGCAAAUGUUGCUAACAUGAACGAUGUUAGCAUCGAUAGAACUGUGUGAUAGUGUUGUAUAAGAAAAUAAUUAGAUUAUCGUUUCAUAUAAUUAUGAUAAGAGUAACAAUAAACAAAUUUAACUCUGCUAGAUUCACGUUAUAUAAAAGCUAAAGAGGGUUAAGGAU